AUGUCGAAGCUUCUUAGGUCUAGACGCUUCAUACGGUCACUGGCCGUCGCUGGUGCUACCGGCGGCGCCUUAUACUACGUCUACCGUCCGCGUGACAUCCCCGGCUACCAAGACCCUGUCACACGUCCGGCCCCGACCUACGGUGCUGACGGAACCUUCAAGCUGCCGCGCUUCCCCCGGGUCAAGUCCCGCGCCGAGCAGAUCGCUGAUCUGAAGAAGAGUACGUCGGGUCGUGCAGAAGACGAGUAUGACAUCCUAGUUAUUGGCGCGGGUGCCACGGGCGCAGGCGUUGCUCUCGACGCCGCCACGCGUGGCCUCAAGGUCGCCAUUGUUGACCGCGGCGACUUCAGCUGCGAGACCAGCAGCAAGAGCACCAAGCUCGUGCACGGCGGCGUCCGCUACCUCGAGAAGGCCGUCUGGGACCUAGACUACGCACAGUACCAGCUGGUCAAGGAGGCGCUGAAGGAACGCAAGUACUUCCUGCAGACUGCACCGCAUCUGAGCAUGUGGCUACCUAUAAUGCUGCCACUCGAUUCGUGGUGGAAGGUUCCCUACUACUGGGCUGGCACAAAGAUGUACGACUUCCUGGCGGGCAGCGAGGGCAUCGAAAGCUCGUAUUUUUUGACCAAGAGUAAGGCUUUGGACGCAUUUCCCAUGCUACGCAAGACGGACUUGGUCGGUGCCCUGGUCUACUAUGAUGGCGCCCACAACGACUCGAGGAUGAACGUGUCGCUGGCUAUGACCGCGGCCCUCUACGGCGCCACAGUCGUCAACCACAUGGAGGUCACCAAGCUGCUCAAGACCGCCGGCGGCAAGGUCUGCGGUGCGACAGUUAAGGACCGCAUCCCCGAGCGCGACGGCAAGCAAGUGGCCCCGAUCGACAUCCGCGCCAAAUGCGUCAUCAAUUGCACCGGCCCCUUCACCGACAGCAUCCGCAAGAUGGACGACCCCAACUGCGAGGAAAUCGUGCGCCCCGCCUCGGGCGUGCACGUCGUCCUCCCCGGCUACUACUCCCCCGGCCGCAUGGGCCUCAUCGACCCCAAGACCUCGGACGGCCGCGUCAUCUUCUUCCUCCCUUGGCAGGGCAAUACCAUCGCCGGCACGACUGAUGAUCCGGCUGAGCUCGCGCGCAAUCCCCUCCCCGAGGAGAAAUCCAUACAGUGGAUUCUCAACGAGAUUAGGCAUUACCUGUCGCCCCACCUCAACGUCCGCCGCGGGGACGUGCUUGCCGCCUGGUGUGGCUUGCGCCCGCUUGUUAAAGACCCUAAUGUCAAGAAUACCGAGGCGCUGGUGCGCUCGCAUCUGGUCCAUGUGGCCGAGUCGGGCCUAAUAACCUGCGCCGGAGGGAAAUGGACGACGUAUCGGCAGAUGGCGGAAGACUGUGUCGAUGCGGCGAUUAAGCACUUUAACCUCCAAACCAAGCCAAUCACCAACCCCCCGCGCAUCAGCGGUACCGAUAGUGUAGACGACGCCGCUCAGCUCGACGGCACCUGCCAGACUCACCGCGUGCGCCUCAUCGGCGCCCACGGAUGGUCCCGCACCCUCUUCAUCAACAUCAUCCAGCACUUUGGCGUCGAGACCGAGGUCGCUAAGCACCUUACCGAGAGCUAUGGCGACAGAGCAUGGUCCGUCGCCGCGCUGUGUCGGCCGACGGAUAAACGAUUCCCCGCGAGAGGCGAAAGAAUUUCGCAGCUCUAUCCGUUUGUAGAUGGCGAGGUCAGGUAUGCGUGUCGGUGUGAGUAUGCGCAGACGGCGGUGGAUGUGUUGGCGAGGAGGACCAGGUUGGCGUUUUUGAAUGCUCAAGCGGCGUUAGAGGCGUUGCCCAGGGUAAUUGAUAUUAUGGCGGAGGAGUUGGGGUGGGAUGCGAGAAGGAGGGAGGUUGAGUGGGUGGAGACGGUCAAGUUCCUUGAGUCGAUGGGCCUUCCGAAGCCGAUGUUGUCAGCUACGAGAAAGCAGGUCGAGCAGGGGAAGCUUGAUUUCAAGAGCUCGCUGGAGUAUAAGAUGUAUUCGAGGCAUGAUAAAUAUGAUAUUGAGUAUGAAGAGGAGGCUUGA
Molecule: messenger RNA, 2052 nt
Organism: Thermochaetoides thermophila DSM 1495
Lineage: Eukaryota; Fungi; Ascomycota; Sordariomycetes; Sordariales; Chaetomiaceae
Product: glycerol-3-phosphate dehydrogenase-like protein
Exons: 2
Coding region: 1-2052 (683 amino acids)
Biological process (GO): glycerol-3-phosphate metabolic process
Cellular component (GO): mitochondrion; glycerol-3-phosphate dehydrogenase (FAD) complex
Molecular function (GO): glycerol-3-phosphate dehydrogenase (quinone) activity
Source: RefSeq, a predicted model, not a curated record